AUGGUGGCGAGGACAUGGUGGGCACUAUUGCUGGCUUGCCUUGCAUGUGUUCCAAUAGUCUAUUCAUACACCGAAGUAUUGGAUCAAGAAACUGAUAGUUGGAUACGGUGUGGUGGCAUGUAUGCAUUGUCUGCUAUACCUGGUGCUAGUGGCGAGGGCACCAUCAACUUGAGAUUCGACUAUGUAUCAACGGCUUCAAACUUGAACAUCUUGAUAUAUGAUUCGCGAGACCAGGAAUUGUUAGAAGACCCAGAUACUCAUCGGAUGGUUAUUUGUGGCGCUGGAGACACGAUCACGUCGGGGAACUGUAGUGCUGAGAAUAAGGGGAAGUUUAUGGUCAGGAAUACGAGGCCACCUACCUCGUCGAUACUGAACGAACUAUACCAUUUCGAUGGUGUAUAUGCAAACAAGACAGGGAGUGCUGUUGUUAAAUACUCGUAUCAAGUCAAUAUUACGGGCUUCUACUGCGUGGCUGCAGUUUCAAUGGCAGACAGCACAUUCUUGGCAACUGUGGAAUGGGACAACCCUUAUGGUCUCCUUCCCGCUAUCGAAUAUCCAAAGCUACCGUUUUAUGGACUGCUAUCAAUAACAUUCAUGAUUAUCGGCAUUGUAUGGAUGGUCUUGUCCUUUAAACAUUCAGGAGAGCUGUUGCCAAUUCAACUUUGGACUACCGGCGUCACUCUGUUUAUUGUCACGGAGAUGGCCUUCAAUUAUGGCUUUUAUGAGGAUUGGAAUAGAAUUGGCCGACCUUCCAUAUUCCUGUUGGUCCUAGUUGUCAUACUUAACGCUGCUCGUAACAGUUUAUCUUUCUUUAUGCUACUGGUUGUGAGUUUAGGAUAUGGCGUCGUGAAACCGACUCUCGGAACGACGAUGCAUAGGUGUAUAGGUCUAGGGUGUCUUCAUUUCGUUUGCGGAGUGAUGUACAUGAUGGGAUCUCAAGUCCUAUCAGACAUAACCGCCGUGACAAUUUUGAUUUUCGUCUUACCACUUGCUGCUACUAUGACUGCCUUCUAUUUUUGGAUACUUACUGCACUGACAGAAACAAUGAAGAGAUUAGAGUUGAGAAGGCAGAGUGUCAAGCUCGAGAUGUAUCGAAAUUUGUGGAGGUUGUUAUCGGCCUCGGUUGUGGUGUUGGUGAUCUUCUUCAUUGUCAAUACCUUUAAUGUGUCUUAUCGUGAAUCGCCGAAUUGGAUGCCACAUUACUGGCAAUGGAGAUGGUUUUUACUAGAAGGAUGGCUCAACAUUCUGUAUCUAUUCGUAUACAUUGGUAUCUUGAUACUAUGGAGACCGACAGCAAACAACUCUCGUUAUGGACUAGAGCAGAUAUCUAGCGAAGACGAUGACGAGGAAGCGUUAGGAAAAGGUGGAGGAUUAUGGUCGAACGGCCGUGUGAAACUUCGUCAGACAAAGUCGGACACAAAUCUAGACGAUGACGAGGAAGAGGACGAUGACGAUGUCCUUCAAUGGGUUGAGAAGAAUGUCGCUAGUGAGAAGCUCACCAAUGGUGAAUCAAGUUCGAAUCCGAAACCUCUUGUUGACGUACAUGUCGAUCCAGCUGAAGCCGCCCUGUUGGCUGAGGAAGCCUCUAAAAAGUUGUGA
This is a messenger RNA of Synchytrium microbalum, 1599 nucleotides long. RefSeq lists its product as uncharacterized. Gene Ontology annotation, biological process: retrograde transport, endosome to Golgi. NCBI's taxonomy places the organism in Eukaryota, Fungi, Chytridiomycota, Chytridiomycetes, Synchytriales, Synchytriaceae. The record is from RefSeq and is a predicted model, not a curated record. Gene Ontology annotation, cellular component: Golgi apparatus; membrane. The transcript has 9 exons. The coding region runs from base 1 to 1599 and encodes 532 amino acids.